Xylaria bambusicola is the source of this 1771-nucleotide messenger RNA. Its product is annotated as isotrichodermin C-15 hydroxylase. The record is from RefSeq and is a predicted model, not a curated record. The transcript has 7 exons. Bases 226 to 1758 code for a protein of 510 amino acids. Gene Ontology annotation, molecular function: oxidoreductase activity, acting on paired donors, with incorporation or reduction of molecular oxygen; monooxygenase activity; iron ion binding. NCBI's taxonomy places the organism in Eukaryota, Fungi, Ascomycota, Sordariomycetes, Xylariales, Xylariaceae.
UACUGGUAGUAGGCACUGAAUCUCAGAUCAGAUUCGGGGUCUUACAAGAUAAUUAUGGACCCGCGGACUUAAAUAGCAUCCCGAGAGCCCAGGUCUGCCCAGGGGUCUGAAGAAUCCCUUGUUACUUCAAAACCAGCAAUGGCUGCACUCCGCGCCCACACGAUAUUGUUCUUGACAACAUAGCCAUCUAUCUUUAGUUGUUUGCCCACGGCAGCAACUCAAACCAUGGCCGAAAGUGUGACCACAGCGUGGACAGAGAGAUCCAACAUUGGAUUGAUUGCGCUAACCCUGGUGCUAUCGGCAUCGAUAUGGCAAAUAGCCACCUAUAUAUACAACAUCUACUUUCACCCGUUACGAGAGUUCCCUGGACCGCUCAUCCAGAGAGCAUCUAGGCUCCCAUGGGCUUAUUUGCAUACUACGGGCGUGCAGGCCAUGGCCACCCAAAAGCUGCACGAUCAAUAUGGCCCCGUUGUACGAAUCGGGCCAAACCAUCUGUCGUUCAUAGAUACGAAGGCAUGGAAAGACAUAUAUGGUCACAAGGUUGGGAACAGUGCUCAUACAAGUGAGAUGAGCAAGGCCCCUGAAUGGGUGCAUGCGGUUCGCAGUGUGCCUACAUCGAUCAUCAAUGCUGAUCGCGAAGAGCACUCUCGAUUCCGUCGUGCAUUAUCGCACGGCUUCUCGGACGCCGCGAUGCGGGAACAGGAGUCCGAGAUUGUUAAGUAUGUGGACCUUUUGAUUAAACGUCUACACGAGGAAUGUGACCAGGGCAAGAAGGCACUGAAUAUCGAGGGCUGGUAUAACUGGACAACUUUUGAUAUUGUGGGCAACCUUGUUUUUGGGCAGUCCUUCAGAUGCCUCGAGAACGCCGACUAUCAUCCCUGGAUCGAAUUCAUAUUCAAGACAAUCAGGGGCAAUGGCGCUGUAGUCGCCAUGACUUAUCUUGGUUUUGGUUUUCUACCGGACUUGGUUUUUAGAAUGGGCCUGUUUGGGAUUCGACAGGUAAUAUCCCUCACAGAUGAUAUGGUAACGACACGACUGAACGCAGAGAAACCCCGUGAGGAUCUAUUCGAGGGUCUGGUGGAGAAACGGUAUGAGUGGAAUUUGUCGUUUCAAAAGUUGUCGUCGAACGCCCUCAUCUUGGUCAUCGCCGGCUCCGAGACAACAGCCACCACACUGUCUGGCGCUACUUAUCUACUGUUAACUCAUCCCGAAAUUCUAGAGAAGCUCAAGCACGAGGUUAGGUCCGCCUUCAAUGACGCCAGCGAGAUCAAUAUCAACACCGUGAAUAAUCUGAAAUACAUGCUUGCGAUCCUCAAUGAGGCACUUCGUCUAUACCCUCCAGUAACUUCGGGACUAGUACGAAACGUUCCGGCCGGCGGCGCUGAAAUCGCAGGCCACUUUGUGAGCGAGGGCACAUUCGUAGAAAUACAGCAUUGGUCUAUGAACCAUAGUAAGGAGAACUGGGCCGAUCCGUGGGAGUUUAGGCCCGAGAGAUUCCUCGGCACCAGUAAAGAGGCCCUGGAGGCUGGAAACAGGCUCGAGGCUCUCCAAGCAUUCAGUGUCGGACCUAGAAAUUGCAUUGGUCGCAAUCUCGCUUACACUGAGAUGCGUAUCAUUCUGGCUCGUAUUAUUUUCGACUUCGAUAUCAAGAUGUCACCCAAUGCGGAGAACUGGAUCAACAAACAGAAAACUUACACGCUUUGGGACAGAGUUCCCCUCGAGAUAUAUUUGACGCCAGUUAGGAAAGUGGCGGCUUAACUGGGAGGCUUAU